Clonostachys rhizophaga is the source of this 672-nucleotide messenger RNA. The record is from the annotation of a GenBank genome assembly. NCBI's taxonomy places the organism in Eukaryota, Fungi, Ascomycota, Sordariomycetes, Hypocreales, Bionectriaceae.
AUGACUAUAGAUGGCAUCCAUGUGGAUAUGAACCGCCUGAAGAAGGGCGAGGUCAACAUGGCAGUGACAUUCAAGGAUGGCGUUAUUCUUGGCUCAGGUGCUGAUUCUCGAACGACGACUGGCGCCUACAUCGCCAACCGAGUUACGGACAAGCUCACGAGAGUACACGACACAAUCUGGUGCUGCCGCUCCGGCUCCGCAGCAGACACCCAGGCCGUUGCCGAUAUCGUCCAGUACCAGCUUGGACUCUUCUCCAUGCACAGCGGCAAGCCUCCCAUGACGCAAACUGCUGCCUCCAUAUUCCAGGAGAUCUGCUACGCCAACAAGGACCAGCUAUCAGCGGGUCUUAUCAUUGCGGGCUGGGACGAGCGAUUCGGAGGACAGGUCUAUCAGAUUCCGCUUGGCGGCUCCCUUCACAAGCAGCCUUAUGCUAUUAGUGGCUCGGGUUCAACAUACAUCUACGGCUACUGCGAUGCGAACUGGAAGGAGGGCAUGGAGGAGGAGGAGGCAGUUGAUUUCGUCAAGAACUCGCUGCGGGAGGCUAUCAAGUGGGACGGCAGCUCUGGAGGUGUAAUCCGCAUGGUCGUUUUGACCAAGGAGGGAGCAGACCGACACUUGUACCUCCCAGACACCAACUAUGCCGAGAGGCAUAAUGAGAAUGUCUCCCUGUGA